UUACCACAAGUUGAGGAAGGACGGAGCGCAGAAUUACAGGCACUUGAGGGCCAUUUAGAUUGGGUUUUGUCGAUGACCUUCUCGCCCAACGUCCGGCUCCUGGCGUCUGCUUCUCCUGAUAAGCCUGUAUGCCUCUGGGACGUGGGGACUGGCGCGCUGCAUCAGACUCUCGAGGGUGGUUCAUCUCUUAUUACCAACUUGGGCGCGCUUGAUGUUCAGUCCAUGAGUGAAAAUCAUGCUUCUAGAGUAACCCAUAUGACCCCGGGGAUCUUCAUUGGGCAAGUGCAGUGGAUAAAGCUGAACGGCAAACGAGUACUACGGCUUCCACCUGGCUCUCAGCCUAACUGUUCUGCGAUUAACAGCAAUUUACUAGCGCUAGGGCAUCUAUCAGAACGGGUUUCUUUUAUAGGAUUUCGUGUAUAG
Molecule: messenger RNA, 423 nt
Organism: Penicillium cinerascens
Lineage: Eukaryota; Fungi; Ascomycota; Eurotiomycetes; Eurotiales; Aspergillaceae
Product: WD40 repeat domain-containing protein
Exons: 2
Molecular function (GO): protein binding
Source: RefSeq, a predicted model, not a curated record